Molecule: messenger RNA, 2496 nt
Organism: Arachis ipaensis
Lineage: Eukaryota; Viridiplantae; Streptophyta; Magnoliopsida; Fabales; Fabaceae
Source: RefSeq, a predicted model, not a curated record
ACCCCCUAGCAAUAGUGCAAUACACAAGAGUGGGUCAGUGAAACACUCUCCCCUGACUUCAAAGAUAAUCGUGCAUUCGUGCUCUUCUUCUUUCUUCCUUGACGACGCCAUAGCCACCAAAGAUACCUUGUGGUUCCUUGCUUCUUGCAAUUUCUUUGCUUGCUUUCCCUGCUGGUCAAAGAACGCCCACGCGGAACCCUCUUCAUUUGCUUUCCGCCACCAGCCGCCAGGGCCUUGUGCUUGAGCAGCGACCUUGUGCAUGAGCGCGGUCUGAAUCGUUAUCCAAGCUACGAUUCACAAUUUGGACUUGACACGUACGAUUCUGACAUUGAAUCGAACAUUUUGAGGCAUGUGUGAUUCAAGCCAACGAUUUGAAUCGAAGACGCCCGGACUCGUAUCGACUCGCAUGAUUCCCGAUUCGGAAUCGCAGAUUCGACUACCUUGUGACGAACGACAAUAGCUGUGGUGACGUUUCGGGCUUUCACCUGCUCUCUUGCCUGCCACCCCAACUGAAUCUGCGAUCCAAUCACCUCGCCUAUGGCCGUCGACGACAGGUGGUGCGUCGUCACCGGAGGUCGCGGCUUCGCCGCCCGCCACCUGGUGGAAAUGUUGAUCCAAGACAACACCUACUUUGUUCGCAUCGCAGAUCUCGGAGCCACUAUCGAACUCGAACCGUCCGAACAACUCGGGACUCUAAGCCAAGCCUUGAGCUCUGGUCGCGCCCAAUACGUCUCUCUCGAUCUUCGUAAUAAGGAACACGUCCUCAAAGCAUUGGAAGGUUGUGAGGUUGUUUUCCACAUGGCUGCUCCAAACUCAUCCAUUAACAACUAUCAGCUUCAUCAUUCUGUCAAUGUCCAAGGAACACAGAAUGUCAUUGAUGCUUGUGUUCAACUUAGAGUGAAGCGGCUUGUUUACACCAGCUCAUCUAGUGUUGUAUUUGAUGGCGUUCAUGGAAUUCACAAUGGAAAGGAAUCAAUGCCCUAUCCACCUAAGCAUAAUGAUCAUUAUUCUGCUACUAAAGCUCAGGGUGAGGCAUUGGUUUUGAAGGCUAAUGGAACUAGUGGGAUCCUGACAUGCUCGCUACGUCCUAGUAGCAUUUUUGGGCCUGGUGAUAGACUGAUGGUGCCUUCGUCAGUUGAUGCUGCCAAGGCAGGGAAAACUAAGGUAAAUAUUGCUGUACCUUCUAAUUCUGUGGAUAUGGUUUUCUGUAUGCAACUUUGUUUCUGGCAUCAUCAUUGUACUUUGUGUUCAUGUAGCAAUUUGAGUAUGGGCUAUAGAAUACAUUUUUGUAGUUUUUGCGUGAUUGCAUAUUUCAUAACAAAUAUGGAACCUAUAAAAUUUUGGGAAUUCAUGUCACUUAUUCUAGAAGGUCUUGGAUAUGAAAGGCCAAGAAUAAAGAUCCCUGCCUUUGUUCUCAUGCCAAUUGCACUAUUGGUGGAAUAUACAUAUAAGCUGCUAGGUCCAUAUGGUAUGAAGGUGCCUCAGUUAACACCUUCAAGAGUAAGACUCCUAUCUUGCAACAGAACUUUUGAUUGCUCAAAAGCAAAGGAGCGCCUUGGAUAUGAACCCAUUGUAACGCUAAAGGAGGGUUUGCGUAGGACAAUUGAUUCAUUUUCACACUUGAGGGCUGAAAAUCAACUCAAGCCCAAAAGAGAAGGUCCCUCGAAAGCUUCAGUAUAUCUUGGGAGUGGAAGAGUUGCUGACACAUUGCUUUGGAAGGAUAGAAAGCGAACGAUCACCACAUUGUUAGUCUUGAUUGCAAUAUACUUAAGCUUCAUUGCACCUGGGAAUACUUUCAUUACUGCUCUUUCAAAGCUUCUGUUGUUCGUAUUGAUCUUUUUAUUCAUUCAUGGGAUUCUACCGGCAAAAGUAUUGGGGUACACUGUUCAGAAAAUGCCCAAAUCCUGGUUUCACUUAUCAGAAGACAUGUCACAUCAACUUGCUGUCUCCGUGGUAUCAGUAUGGAAUAUUCCUAUGAAUGUUUUGAAAUCCCUUGCACAAGGGACCGAGUGGAUGCUAUUCUUUAAGGUUGUUUUCUCUUUGCUCCUUCUUAGCUUCUUUGGUGCAUUUUCACUUCAGAACUUAUAUAAGAUAGGACUUACCACUGCAUUUAUUGCUUUCUACAUUUAUGAAAAGAAAGAGGAAGAAAUUGAUGACUUAUUCAUAAAAGCACUUUCUUUUGGAUGCAAAUUGAAAUCUGAUGCCAUAAGGAAGUUCCUUCCUUCUAAGAAGAGUGAGUGAUAGCUUGUAACCCCUAGUUUUUUCUUGGAUAAGGGGAUGAGCAAUAUCUCAAGUUUUGUAUGCUGUGGAGUUCAUUGUAUGACUGUACAAUACUGGGAUUUUUUAUUUAUAUUGAACUAACCUAUAAAAUGUUAGUAUUUAUUUGUUAAUUCUUAAGCUGGUUUGGAAUUCAAAAUUACAAUGCGUAGCAAUUUCUCUACUAGAGACAUGAUGUAGCAUUCUUGGACUAGAAAAUGCAUAGUUUCUUUGUUUUAA